Messenger RNA from Aspergillus ibericus CBS 121593, 2225 nucleotides. RefSeq lists its product as uncharacterized. Bases 443 to 2167 code for a protein of 574 amino acids. NCBI's taxonomy places the organism in Eukaryota, Fungi, Ascomycota, Eurotiomycetes, Eurotiales, Aspergillaceae. The record is from RefSeq and is a predicted model, not a curated record. The transcript has a single exon.
UUUGUCGGCUGUGUUUUCCAGCUGACGUCCGCUCCUUGGUAUUCGCUACGAUUUUGAGGCUUCUGAUAGAAGUGGAAGCCCUUAUCAGCUCAACUCUACCGCAGUCGCUCUUUCGACACUCGUUUAAUUCAUUCGCCCUCGGCGUCGCUCUUUCAUCAUCUUUUAGAAGUCGACUAUCGUCUCUUUCUUUACGCUCAUUGAGUCCGUUUUUACUAUCCAGUCUCCAUUGAACGACUUAAUUACCACCCUCCUUUGCAGUCAGCAUUCGUGUCGUGCAGGCAGACACCUUUCCUUCACUUCACAGUCUACCGCUCUACUUUCGAGACAUUUGCUCACAGAUCAUUCUUUGAUUAUCGGCAAGUUGCGAUUCACAAUCGCCGCGCUUAUUUCGCCAAUAUCCAGCAGAAAGCGCUUCAAACGACCAGGCGUGGAUGUUACCAGGAUGGCCCAUCAUGGCACAGGACACACUCGGUUUAAUAGGGUGAUGCGGAGGAAAUAUCAACUGGACUCAACAUACUAUAGCGAAACCGGGCAGAUCCGCGACAAUAACCAUGAUACUCCGGCAACCAUGUCCCUCGAAACGGUCGUAGCUGGGUUGAAGAACGAGCAGAUUCUGGACCCGAAGUUGCAAAAGCAAGAGGUGCAUGACAGCCAAGAAUUGCUCGAAAAGCGACAGCAAUCCGACACCGCUACUGGGGAUCAGACCACGGUGUCUGCGACUGUGAUCAACGUGGUCGAUGACAAUUCGCAGACUAGCUCCGGUACAUCGGCAACCGCCCCGACCACGAUAUCUGACGAGUCGACCGUGCCCGCAACAACUGGCCUGUCAUCCGAGUUAGACUCCUUCAGCCUGUCACUUUCCGCUACGAUCUCGGUUGAGGUACCCCUGACUGCUUCUCCUGCGUAUUCCUCUCCCACCGCGGAUACACCAGCAGUGACAAGUACACCUGAACCAUCGUCCGCCCCGCCCUCGUCCGCCCCCACUUCAUCGAAGACGUCGACUCCGUUGUUCGGCUUUACCGCAACACCUCUCCCUUCCUCAACAUCUAUCAAACCGUCAAGCGCGUCGUCCGACUCCAAUACGAGUGCUACACAGAACGCCAGCCAAGUGACAUCCUCUAGCUCCGGUGCUGUAUUUGGCUACGGCUCUGAAACUACGGCGACGUCAUCUGUGUCUCAGACAAGCUCCACAACGACAUCCGUCUUCUCGUCCGAAUCUACUUCAACUGACCCGUACUAUGGCACCUGGGGUACAGCCUCAAACGGUGGGGCCGGAGGACUAGGGGGAACAGCUACUGGACAAGCUGCCUCGGAAACUUCAUUCUCUUCGGGGAGCUCAGGGUCCAGCUCCAACUCCAGCUCUAGCUCCGGAUCCGGGUCCGGGUCUGGGUCCCUUAGCACUCAGACCAAAGGCAAGAUCGCCGGUGGCGUAGUCGGUGGUGUGGCUGCCGCUAUGUUUGUGUUUGUGUUUGUCGUCUGGUUGCUCCGGCGCCGCAGGAAGAACAUCCUACCCCCGUCCGGGGAUGCACUUCCUGAGCCGGACACGACUGGAACUGCCGAAGGAUCUGUCCCACGCUCAGCGGAGAUGGCAUCGCGGCGGUCCAGCAAUGACCCCCUGUUUACUGCCUCCUACUUUGCUCCCGCGUUCAUGAAACGAUGGCGCCAAUCGCACAUGACGACGCGCACCGAUGAUAGUACCCUCAGCUCUGAACCCAGCGAGCGCGGCUUCCAGAAGAUCUCCGGUCGGAAAAUCCCCUCAGUGCUGCAGUCAGGAGGGGACGGGUACGGCGGUGGCUUUGAGCCGGGAUCGCCUACGGCAUCUGAGCCUAGUACAAUCUUUUCUCCAAGCUCGCCUGUUCAGCCACGGUCACCAGCGACGCAACCGCCUCUUACGACCCCGUAUGGCAUGCCGUUGGAUGCCAGCUAUACCCGAGAAGCGGAGGAAUCAGGGGGGACGGUGGUGUUUCGACCAUCGCCAGCCCGGACGCCAGUGACCGGGUCCGCCAGCGCCAGUCUAUCCAACGAACCUGGUGCGCCGCGAAUUGUCUCCCAGGUCAUCGUACCGGGAGCUCUAUCUCCAACGAUGCCCAAGCGACCAGAUGCGCUCGGCCGAAGCCAUCCGAGCUUCGAUGGCAGCCGCGGGAGUCGAUUCACGGAGAGUAUAUGAGAGGUUCUGGGGAAGUGGGUAUAUACUUGGAGCUUUGUACAUAUGUGGAGGAGUUAUA